Molecule: messenger RNA, 2186 nt
Organism: Cervus elaphus (red deer)
Lineage: Eukaryota; Metazoa; Chordata; Mammalia; Artiodactyla; Cervidae
Gene: ZACN
Product: zinc activated ion channel
Exons: 9
Coding region: 1-1230 (409 amino acids)
Biological process (GO): monoatomic ion transmembrane transport; signal transduction; regulation of membrane potential
Cellular component (GO): synapse; membrane; neuron projection
Molecular function (GO): extracellular ligand-gated monoatomic ion channel activity; transmembrane signaling receptor activity; neurotransmitter receptor activity
Source: RefSeq, a predicted model, not a curated record
AUGGCCCUGCGGCUCCUGCUCCAUCUCGCCUUCCUCGGGCUGGGAACCACUCAGCCUUUGGCUCAUCAGCAGGGCUUUAGCGCACCAGCGUUUGACUGGCCAUCCUUCUCCAACCUCAACUCGCCCCAGGAGGUUCCGGAUCCCAUCCAGAUUCCGAGCAACGGAAGCAAGCCCCUGGUGGUGGAUGUGCAUGUGUUCGUGUCCAACGUGUUUAACGUGGACAUCCUCCGGUACACAGUGUCCUCCACGUUGCUGCUUCGGCUGUCCUGGCUGGACACACGCCUGGCCUUGAACUCAACUGGGCACCAGCAGAACACAGUCACGCUGCCCUGGGACGUGCUCUGGAUGCCGAGACUCACUGUUCGGGAGGCCCUCUGGGUGAACUGGCAGGACAAGAACCCGCAGGCCCGAGUAGACAGGGACGGCCGCAUCGAGAUCCACCUGGCCCUCACCACGGAGACCAACUGCGACUUUGAGCUCUUCCACUUCCCCAGGGACCAGAGCGACUGCCACCUCAGCUUCUUCGCUUUCAGCAGCACUGUGACGGAGCUGGAGUUCCAAGUCCACGCGGUGAACGAGAUUGUGAGUGUCAAGAGGGAGUUCAUGGUUCAGGAUCUGAAAAUCCAAAUCCCAUCCCAGCAGCUGGUACCCUGCUUCCAGGUGACGUUGCGCCUGCAGAACACAGCGCUAAAGGCCAUCUUAACGCUCCUGGUCCCCGGGGAGGCGCUGCUGUUGGCUGACCUGUGUGGGGGGCUGCUGCCCCUCCAGACUGAGCGCAUCGCCUACAAGGUGACCCUGCUUCUGAGCUACCUUGUCUUCCACUCCUCCAUGAUGCAGGCCCUGCCCAGCUCCUCCUCCUGCAACCCGCUGCUAGUUUACUACUUCACCGUCCUGCUGCUGCUGCUCUUUGUCAGCACCACCGAGACUGUGCUAUUGGCCGGGCUCCUAGCCCGGGGCAACCUCAGGGCAGAGGACAGCUGCAAUCCAGUGCUGAAUGGGGAGCAGCAAGACCAUGGGAAGCCAGGGCCUAACCCUGAAGAAGCCCCCGGAGCAGGGAAGGGGUCCAGGAGGAGCUGGGCUGAGGCUGCUGACCACAUCUUCUUCCAGGUGUAUGUGGUGGGGGUGGCGUGUAGCCAGUUCAUCUUCAUUGUGCUCUGGAUGUGGGCGACGUGCAAGUCCGACCCAGCCCCUGGAGCGGCUGCACCCCAUGGCGGGCAGCCCAGGCUGUAACAGGCAGGGCCCGGGGCUGCAGACGUGGGGGGCGAGGGCUGUGACGGGGCCUCUGGAGGGGGAGGGAAGUGGACUCUCUCCCCUCAGCCUGGAGGACCCCAGGCCACCCCGACCUCUCCUUCCUGUUAGCACAUAAGCAAGGAGUGUGGAAUAAACACAUCAGCCCAGGGCAAGGGCGCCUCUGGAGUCUGGCUUCAUUGCACUCAGCUGUUCACUCUUGUUGGAGUAGGUGGGGCCCCAUCUCACGUCCCCGAGCCCUGCUCUGCUCCAGACCGUCUCACCACUGUCUGCUGGUCACCCCGUCCCCACACACCACCUAACUGCUCCUGCAACCGCUGCUGCUUGGCCCCGGGCCAGGAGCACUGGAGCCCCAGAGACAGGCCCGGGACGGUCAGGACCCCUUCUGUGAAUUCUGGCCAAGUGCUCAGAGGGCAGGGAGAGCACUUCUACUCCAGACACCGGGACUCACCUCGGGGGCAGAACCCCCCAGGCGGCAGGACUGUGGGGAUGGGGCAGGCAUUUUCUGCGCUGAGUCUGAGAGCAGGUCAACCCCCUUGCUUUUCUGCAGGGCCUGGGGCUGUGGUGUGGCCUGCUCCUCUGAGCCCGACCCUCAGGCCUGGGCUGAAGGGCGUUCUCCACCCCAGUCCCGAGCUGGCCCGAGGCAGGGCUACUCAGCAGCCCUCCUCCUCCCGUCCCAUGAGGCAGCUGUGGGCACAGACCUCCGUCUCCCUUCUCUGUCCUUCUCUUCUUGAAGCCAUCCCAUGGCUGCUGCAGGCUGUGGUCAGGGUCAUGAACCCCAAGGUGUGGAGGAACCCCAAAGUCCUGGGAGAGCGCUGCCUGGGUAGGGAAUGGGGGCUGCGAGAGGAAGGGCAGACCAGGACUUGGGGGCGGGGCCCCUGGCCGGGUGGCAGAGAAAGGCCCCUGUCGCAAAGGACGCCACACUCACCCGGCCCAGA